This is a messenger RNA of Conger conger (European conger), 867 nucleotides long. It is a transcript of the gene ved, whose product is annotated as ventrally expressed dharma/bozozok antagonist. The coding region runs from base 1 to 867 and encodes 288 amino acids. The transcript has 3 exons. NCBI's taxonomy places the organism in Eukaryota, Metazoa, Chordata, Actinopteri, Anguilliformes, Congridae. Gene Ontology annotation, molecular function: sequence-specific double-stranded DNA binding. The record is from RefSeq and is a predicted model, not a curated record. Gene Ontology annotation, biological process: spinal cord motor neuron cell fate specification; endocrine pancreas development; neuron projection morphogenesis. Gene Ontology annotation, cellular component: nucleus.
AUGAAAGGCUAUUUUUCUAUCGAGUGGCUCUCCCAGAGCAGCCAGGAGACCAGUGGCACAGGGCCCAGGGCUCCUGCAGACCAAAGGCUCUCAGUGGGGCCCCAGAAUGGGCCCUACACCUCCAGCACCCAACCGGAGACCCUCCCCGGGUACUACAGCAGCCAUGGACGAAGCAGUGAGAAGCUCCAGGAGGGGCUGGUGGCCCCUCAUGAUCAUAUCCAUGGCCCCCCUAGUGCCACACACCGCGGGCCCGGUAUGGAGAACACUCUAGGCACAGAGAUGGGCUUCAGCAGCUGUGUAGAGGAAGAGGAGACAUCAGGAUACGAGAGCGAGGGGGGGCGCUCCCUGUCCCCCGCGACUCCACAGGACACCACGGCAACGUCCCCAGAGACUUCCCCAGCGAGCGGACGACGACCCAGGACCGCUUUCACUGCCGAGCAGAUCAACCGGCUGGAAAAGGCCUUCAAACGCAACGCUUACCUGGGCACCCACGACAAGACCGAGCUGUGCAAGAAGCUCAGUCUGUCAGACAAGCAGAUCAGGAACUGGUUCCAGAAUCGGCGCAUGAAGCUAAAAAGGACCCUCCAGGAUGCCCUGGCCCAGGCCUGCCAAGCAAAAGCCACCUCCCAGCUGAUGCAGUACCCCGAGGCCCAGGCUUUCUGGCCUAGCUACUACUCCGUGCACGAGAGCCCCAACCCGUAUCUGACCCCCGCCAGGGUGCGCUACGCUCCUCAGGCCACGCUGGCCUCUGCUCCUGCCGUGUCCCUGGACUCGCUGUACCAGUGCGCCAGUGCGCAAGGCCUGGUCAUGCCCACUGCCGGCGCCCCAAUCAUGUCACAGUACUACCCUUACCCCCAUCACUACUAA